UGCCACUGAUGCGAACAAGGGUACUUUAAAAAUAUAAGAGGACACCUUCAGGAAAUUUCAGAAGUGUAAUAAGUCCUAAAAUCUAUCAGCUUCUAUUGAUGUUUUGACUUUGUCGAUGGGGAAAAACCUCGGCAUCGGUAAAAUCAGACAAGAGAGGGUUUCACUGUCUUCACCAUUUGAUGACUUACCGGACGAUUGCAUCGGUAACAUAAUCUCUCUUACAAGUCCACGGGACGCAUGCGUUGCAGCUUCGGUUUCAAAAACCUUCAAGUCAACGUCCGAGUUCAAUAGCGUGUGGGAGAAGUUUCUUCCACCGGAGUACUCAUCUCUUAUUCUUGAGUCGCAAGUUUCCACGUUGAAGAAGGAGCUCUAUUUCUCUUUGUGCAACAAUCCUGUUCUAAUCGAAGAUGGACAAAAGAGCUUCUGGUUAGAGAAAGCGAGUGGGAAGAGAUGUAUCAUGUUAUCUGCGAGGCAACUCGCAAUCACAUGGGGAAACUCUCCUCAGUAUUGGCAAUGGAUCUCAAUUCCCGAAGCUAGGUUUAAAAAAGUACCAGAACUUCUUGAUGUAUGUGCUUUCGAGAUCCGUGGUUGGAUGAAUACUCGAAUCCUCUCUCCAAGAACCCAUUACUCGGCUUACGUAGUGUACAAGACAAGAAGUGGAUGUCAUGGGUUUCGCGAUUUGCCCAUACAAGUUGGAAUAUGUUUGGUGGGACAAAAAGCUACUAAAAGAUUCAUAUGCUUUGAUGAGUCUGCGGAUAGAAUUAAAAGGUGGGGAAGGAGGGAGCUAAUGAAAUCGAAGGAGAGAGAAGAUGGAUGGAUAGAAGCAGAGAUUGGUGAUUUAUUCAAUGAAAUUGGUUGUGACGAAAUUGAACUGAGUAUUAUAGACAUUACGUCUCCUUAUUGGAAGCGUGGAUUGAUCAUUCAAGGAAUUGAAUUCCGGCCUGUGAAAAAACUCUGGUGAAGUAAAAACCACACCAUGUACACCGUACGUGUUUGAGCCAGUGAGUCCGGUGUUAUAUGUUUAUGUAUCAACCGAAAUAAGUUGUAACAGUUUUAGUGGUUAUUUAAUUGUAAUUAAUAUUUGCUAUUUUUGUCGAUGUUUUUUCAUUCUCAAACGAACCAAUUCAAUAAGAGAAAAUGUGCUCUUUGAAUCAGCUACACAAAUUUCGUAGACUUAUACGUUUUAUGAGAAAGCAUUUGCUAGAUCAUGGACUUCCAAAGGAAGAGUUAGUAAUGACUAAUGAAUGAAUUGGCCCAUUAAAUUUUGUAGUAUAGUUUUACAAAUGUCCCCACUGCCAUAGCCGGACUUUGAAAGGAUUAGGUUCAUGUUGUACUACUUUAGCAUUGAGAAUGCCUCCUCCAAGUGAGCGAUGUGGCAAGCUGCUUCCAGAGACUUUAUGAGCAUGUUGUUAAUAUAGACUUUCAUGGUUCACCCAAUCUACUGAAUAAACAUCAUGUUCACUGGCCUCUGAUAAGCUGAGUCUGUAUUUUCAAGGCGAAAGGCAUCAACUUAUAGAAAUAGAACUUUUGGUAUGUCAUGAAAUAAGUUUUCUCUUAGUCGUUUAUAUGUAUUAGGAUUUGGUUAUACUUGGAGAACGGUAUGUGUAGAAGUUUUUAAAAAUUGAUUUGAUUAAUUAUUUGUCAACAAAGUACACUUAUCUUUUAAUUACUUGUCCAUAAAGAAUUUAAAAGUUACAUGUGAUCGAGGUGGGAAAGUCUCAGGAUGGGUGAUCUGUGGAAAGUAAUUUUCGAUAAGUGUGAGUGAAGACAAAGCACAAAAAACAUCAUGUAGAGAUUGUAGGGUCAGGAAAUAAUCUCUCGAGCCUUCCAAACAUAAUGCACCAGCCGUCAGGAGGGUAAAACCCAUGGGCGACAAAAAGGACGUGGAAGUCCCAUUAACGGUGGCGGUCUUAGAGUUACAAUUAUGGGCUCCUUCCGAUGAUGUUUCAUGCAAUGUGUUGUGAAGGCUAGACGAAAGUGCCGCAGCAUCUUGUUGAAUGUCCAUUCAAGAUCCAUGGUUUAAUAUUAUAAAUCCCCUUAUCUUAUCUUCAAGAACUCAUUACUCGUGUUCGUAGUGAACAAGACAAGAGAUCCCUUUCAUAUCUUACAUAACUUUGAAGUUGGAUUGAUUGUGCAUGGAAGUUCUGACGCCACAAGUUGGGAGAAGAAGUAUCUAAGCAAACAAUUUGAGGCAUGAUUGAUGUUUAAUUUACCGGGCAAUUUUGUCAUAUUAGAUAAGGUGGGUAAGGAAGUAUUUCAGCAAAAAAAAAAAUUAUACUACUUUUAUAUUAGGCUUUAGUUUUACAAGGUUUAGGGGUUUAAUUUUAGGCUACUUUACUAAUUCAUAAAAUGUAGAUCAGUGACUUUGCUUUAAAAUACCCGGACGACUUUCGAAAGAGACAUUUUCAAAGGGUCGUGAGGUACUAGACGCCCUCCUCUCGCUGAUUCAAAGAAGGGGUAAUUUGGUAAACAGGUCAGACGACUUUGAAAGUUAAGACUUGAGAAGUGCGCAAAAGUCAGAACAACAAUUCUCAAGCUUGAUCCAGAUCUUAGACGCAGACUAUCGGUACAGGCAAACACUGGAGAAAAGUCACGGCGCUGAAUCAUUUCCAAGUUGUCCACUUUUUUGAUGUAUUUCCAGAGGAAUGUAUUGUUCUUUGCCUUCUGCUUCUUCGGCCCUUUGGUUUCUACAACCUUUGGAUCAGCGUCGGCUGUCACUUCCGGUAGCGUAAGGGAAAAGUUUCUUCCUCAGAAAUAUUCAAUCUUCUCAUCCAAGACGAAACGUUUUUCUGCUUGAUGCGAUGACUAUGUUCUAAUCGAAGAUGGAAAAAUGGUACACCUGAUUAUGUUUUGAUUAUUCUGAGUUUGUAAGUUUAUUCUACCAUUAUAGAUUUCUUGUUAAUGAGGCUUUCUAUUUUUGGGAAACAUAGAGCGUAUGUUUAGACAAAGCAAGAGGGACGAGGACUAUAAUAGUCAUGUUCUUUUCCUGGACGUAAGUUUCAGCGUCAGCGACACAAAAACAUAAAGGAAUUAAAACUGACAUGUCAGGAACCACUACAAGAAAACAGGGGGUCGGUAUCAUUUUGUCGGAAAAAAAAUAUUCGUCGGAAUUUCGUCAGACCUUCCGACGACUUUCUGACGAAUACCGAGAAACGUCAUUCUGACGAAUUUCCGACGAUAUUCCGAUGCGGACACACGAGACCAGAGUU
Brassica napus (rape) is the source of this 3209-nucleotide messenger RNA. RefSeq names its product F-box protein At2g02240-like. The record is from RefSeq and is a predicted model, not a curated record. The transcript has 3 exons. Bases 116 to 961 code for a protein of 281 amino acids. NCBI's taxonomy places the organism in Eukaryota, Viridiplantae, Streptophyta, Magnoliopsida, Brassicales, Brassicaceae. Gene Ontology annotation, molecular function: protein binding.